AUGCAGAGAAUAUUAGAGAAGAAACACUUCAGAAACAAACAGAAAGAGAUAGAAUACAUUUCGAAGAAAUUGCAAUCUUACGAUUGGAAGACUUACCCUCACAGAUGUCUUCUUAUCUUAGAUGACUUUGCUUCUCAUCCUUUGUUAAAGAAUAGAGAACAAGACAUGUGUCGAAUUCUUAAGAAGCUCAGACACUUUAACAUUUCAGUUGUCAUUUGUGUACAGACAGCCAAGAGUUUAAGUAAGGAUGUAAAGAGAAUACUUACUGAUAUUAUACUUUUCCCCGGAUUGUCCGAAGACGAUUUCAUGGAACUUAUGAAAGAGUCCAUGGCAGGUAAGUUUGACAGACAUGAACUAUGGGAGAAGUACAAAGUCAUACAAGACCCUCAUACUUCUUUCAGAAUUCAUAUCUACGCAAACAAAGUUCAAAUUGUAAAAAGUCAAGCUUGA
Molecule: messenger RNA, 450 nt
Organism: Trichomonas vaginalis G3
Lineage: Eukaryota; Parabasalia; Trichomonadida; Trichomonadidae
Product: protein of unknown function, DUF4106 family
Exons: 1
Coding region: 1-450 (149 amino acids)
Source: RefSeq, a predicted model, not a curated record